AUGGUCGGUAACUUGGCCAAACUCAAGAGUAACAACUUUUGCUGUGGAGGAUGCAACGAGAUCCAACCAUUUUCAAGAGAACCAUCAGUACGCGAGCUGAUCGAGAAGUACCGGGAGUAUCCAUCUCACUUUAAGAAAGAUGUACCUGAAAUAGGCUACCAAAAGACGGGAAAGGAAACUAAACUGAGAUCAAUCGGCGUUCAAGCAAAAAUCAAGAAGAAAAAGUUUUCAUCCUUCGCAGAAUACAUGAAAAACUUCUAG
Messenger RNA from Oikopleura dioica, 261 nucleotides. Lineage: Eukaryota; Metazoa; Chordata; Appendicularia; Copelata; Oikopleuridae. The record is from the annotation of a GenBank genome assembly.